AUGGCCACUUCACAUGAGCACGUCAGCGAGACCACACGCCUGGUGGAAGAUUCUCACCAAAAUGUCGCCGCUACACCAUCCCUCAUGUCACCACCGCGAAGCAAGACUCCACCCACAAUCACCGGAAAGCGCACUCGCACACAAACCCAGGCACGGAACGAAGCACAUGAUGCGGGUCGCAGUGGCAGCGAACCUGUGAGUGCGACGGCGCUGAACAAGCGGCUAGAGGAGGUUGAAAGAAUGGGACAGAGGAGAGUCAGCACACCCACCGCGAGUCCGAGUCGCAAGAGGCAAAAGCUGCAGGCCGGCGACCGCUUCAUACCCAACCGCAACGGCCAGGAUCUGACAGCGAGCUACAACCUGUUACACGACGAAGGAUCACCGGCGACUUCGGCCAGAUCGAAGAAAGUGCCAGGCGACACACACUUUCAGAAGCGUGAGGCCAACCGUGCCUACUCGUCGAUAUUGCGCUCCGAGAUGUUCAACGACGAGGUGCCCAACAUCAUCAACGAUCGCUCAGGCUCGAGGGCGCAGACACCGCCUGUGACGUCUUCUGGUGCUACAUCCAUACUCUCUGGCACGACUCUUACUCCAUCAACGCCGCAUAAGAACCUCUUCUCAUACGGCCCCACCGCGCCAGUCUCGUUGACUCCUCGAUCGAUCUCCCGUAGCGAACGAGGUCCCAAUAUCAACGCCAGAUCAGAAAUAUACAGUCUUUCACCCGUGAAACACUCAUCGCAGUCAAUGCUCCUCUCACCACGCAAGACUCCUCGAGCGGUGAGCAAGGUACCAUACAAGGUCUUGGAUGCCCCAGACCUGGCAGACGACUUCUACCUCAAUCUGGUGGAUUGGGGCUCGAACGAUAUACUCGCUGUGGGCCUCGGUCCUGCGGUUUAUCUGUGGAACAGAGAGACCGGGAGGGUGACUACGCUAUGCACGCUGGACAGUGACACUGUCACCAGCGUGAGCUGGAUCCAACGAGGCACACAUCUGGCGAUCGGCACCACGAAAGGUCUUUUGCAUAUUUGGGACACGAACGCUCAAAAGCGAUUACGAACCAUGACUGGUCAUUCUUCGCGAAUCAGCAGCCUUGCGUGGAAUGCGCACAUUCUCUCAACAGGCUCCCGCGAUCGUACGAUACUGCACCGUGAUGUGCGAUUACCAGCACAAUACCUUCGACGGCUUACGGGACACAAGCAAGAAGUCUGCGGUCUCAAAUGGAACUCAGACACCGAGCAGCUGGCAUCUGGUGGCAACGACAACAAGAUCUUCGUCUGGGACAAGCUAGACGAGAGGUGGCAGCACCGCUGGGGCGAGCAAGAGGGUGGACACAAGGCUGCGGUCAAAGCCAUCGCCUGGAAUCCGCAUCAGCGUGGAGUGCUGGCAUCUGGCGGCGGCACAGCAGAUCGCUGCAUCAAAUUCUGGAACACCGUUGCGCCUGCCCAUUCAUCGACAGUCCGCAGUAUACCUCCCGAGCAGACCAACCUAGGUCUAGGACUCUCGACAUCGCCCUUGCCCGAGGCUCCGCUGACGCCGCAAAUCCUCAACCCUCAUCUCAUCAGCUCGCACGAUACUGGAAGUCAAGUCUGCAAUCUGCUGUUCUCGCAGCGAACAUCCGAAUUGGUCAGCACGCACGGAUACUCUCAGCACGCUAUCAACAUCUGGAAAUAUCCGAGCAUGAACCAAGUCAUCAGCCUUACUGGACACACUUACCGAGUGCUAUACUUGAGCAUGAGCCCAGACGGCGCUAUCAUCGUAACAGGCGCUGGCGACGAGACCCUCCGGUUCUGGGACGUCUUCGCAAAGCCGAACAAGGAGGCGAAGCGCGGUAUCGUGGGUGAGUGGGGCGUGAUUCGAUAG
This is a messenger RNA of Fulvia fulva, 1860 nucleotides long. Its product is annotated as Fizzy-related. Gene Ontology annotation, biological process: positive regulation of anaphase-promoting complex-dependent catabolic process; anaphase-promoting complex-dependent catabolic process; positive regulation of ubiquitin protein ligase activity. Lineage: Eukaryota; Fungi; Ascomycota; Dothideomycetes; Mycosphaerellales; Mycosphaerellaceae. Gene Ontology annotation, cellular component: anaphase-promoting complex. The record is from RefSeq and is a predicted model, not a curated record. Bases 1 to 1860 code for a protein of 619 amino acids. Gene Ontology annotation, molecular function: anaphase-promoting complex binding; ubiquitin ligase activator activity; protein binding. The transcript has a single exon.